Symbiodinium natans is the source of this 1320-nucleotide messenger RNA. The record is from the annotation of a GenBank genome assembly. Lineage: Eukaryota; Dinophyceae; Suessiales; Symbiodiniaceae.
AUGGAUUGUGGCUGCUGCGCGCUGCCGCUACUGUUGAGAUGCCACCCCGAAUUGGUUACUGGGGCCACACUGUCGCAUCCGCGCAAGACGAUCGCGCUGCUGGCAAGGUCCGACGGUCGAACUCUGCGCCGCUUCUGCGACAAGGUUCCCUCGCAGACGAUGAGGGGUAUGCUGCCGGCUUUGUUCAGUCAGGUGAGUGACCGUCAGUUCAUAGAUGUCGUGGUGCCCCUGCUGUCCAGCUCUGAGCAAGCAGAUGCGCUCUCCAAGAUCGCUUGUUCCCUGGACACAGGUGCCAUGUUGGAGGUCCUCAAUGGGGCUUUGCCAGGGAGACUCGUCAUUGUGUUGCAAGCUCCGCCAGAGGCCCUGGCCACAAUCAUCGCCGAUGUAGGGCCCGGCCGGAUUGGUGCAGUGGUCGUGCCUUUACUCCAGGAGCCAGAGGACCUGCUGCGCGACAGACUCGUGCCACUCCUGCGCAUGGUCGAGAGGCCUGCGCACAUGGCCAAGAUUGUAGAUCAGGUGGAUGCCUCUGUGCUGAUCGCGCUGCUCCGUGGCGUUCGUGCAGAAGCCUUGGCGGCGGUCGUGAAUGGCUUCUGUGAGGAGGACUUCAAUACCGAGGGCCACGUGAUUCAGCUCUUGCGGGCUCUGAACAGCGCUCCAGACCUGGCGAAUGAGAAGAUCGUCCCGCUCAUGGAAAAAGGAGAGCCAAGCAAGCUCGUUCGAUUGGUUCAAGGAAUCCCAGCUGAGAAGCUUCUGGCCGUGCUGAGCUCGACUGAGGCAGAUGGUGUUCUCCGCCUAUUGGAGAACACCAAUGCAGAUUUCGCUGUACGUCUCUUCCAGCUGCCUUUGGAUUCCGUCAUAUCCUCCAUGGCUGGUGGUUUCGCGGAUGUCAUGGCGGACCGGAACAUCGCCGAGCUGGUGAAACACAGCACCGACACUCUCCAGGCAGGCUUGGCGCAAGCCGACGGCGUCCUGGCCCGUGGCUUGCAGGCACGCGGAGCAGAUCCAAGUACCGGCUACAAGUUUGGUGACCUCACACGAGGUCUGCUGUCCAUGGGCCAGGAGAGUCUCGAGCCGCUGCAGGAAGGUUGGGAGGCUUUGCAGAAGGACGUAGCCCUCAAAACGGAGACCUUGACCGAGACGCUGCAGCAGCAAGUGGAUGAGCACAUGCAGAAGGUGCAUGCUUCGCUCGGACAGAAUGCCCAACUUUUGAAAGAGGGCCUGAAAGGCGGUCUGGCCUCCAGCCAGAAGCGCUUGCGUGCAUUCAGCUGCCAAAAUGACGUUGCCUACAAGAAGGGCCUGCAGGAAGAAGAGGUUUUCUGA